Molecule: messenger RNA, 477 nt
Organism: Gregarina niphandrodes
Lineage: Eukaryota; Apicomplexa; Conoidasida; Eugregarinorida; Gregarinidae
Exons: 1
Coding region: 1-477 (158 amino acids)
Source: RefSeq, a predicted model, not a curated record
AUGACUUGGUCGGUAGCUCUCGCGCACGCGAGCGGGGUGGACAUUGGUGGCGCCGUCGUGGCGGAAAAAGAGCAGGUACCGACCAGUGUCCCGGAGCCAGAAACAAACUCGGAUUCUAGUGUGAAGUCGGCAGAGCCGAAGUCGGCAGAGCCGAAGUCGGCAGAACCCAAGUCGGCGUCUGAUGCCGAAACUGAGUCGAUGUUGACUGGCUUGGCUCGGGCAAUUAUAGAGAGUGCUACGGAUAACAAGGAUGCGAGCUCGGUGGUGACUUCAAUGCUGGACGGGGCGCGUACGAGUCGCUUACCUGUCAUCGCUGCUAACAGAAAGAAGUAUGUGCCAUUCCUGGCGGGCCUUCUGGACAUCCAGUUUGUUCUGCAGAACGUGGUCGGCGCCAUGUCGAUGGAUCGAAGGAUGCAUGCGACUUACCAACACGAUGGGGAUGUGGUUGACGAGGGAGUUGAGGAUGAUGAGGAGUAG